CCCGUUGCCAAGGUGGCGACGGUCGCCAUGGCAACCGGUGUUGACAAACUGGCGCCGUGACAACGGCCGCGCCAACGGCGCCGCUCGCUCCUCUGCCGCGCGCAGCUCCCUCUGAGCGUCUCCAUCUCCCUUGUGUGGCGAUGCCCCUGGCCAUGGAGGUGAUGAGAGGAGGCAGCAGCAGCGGCAGGAGUGGAGAUGGCGCUGUGACCCAGGGCUUCACGGUGAAGGCCAGGAUGAAGAACGCCGUGGUGUUGGGCCCCCCGUCGGCGGGCGCGUUCCGCGAGCGCCCCUCCAAGCCGACGGCGUUUCGCAAAUUCUACGAGCGGGGAGACUUCCCCAUCGCCCUGGAGCACGACACCAAGGGCAACCGCAUCGCGUGGAAGGUGGAGAUUGAGAAGUUGGACUACCACCACUACCUGCCGCUCUUCUUCGAUGGCCUCUGCGAGACGGCGCACCCCUACGAGUUCUUUGCGCGCCAGGGCGUGCACGACCUCCUGGAGCACGGCGCCGCCAAGGUCCUCCCCGUCAUCCCGCAACUCAUCAUUCCCGUCAAGAAUGCGCUGAACACGCGCAACACACAGGUGAUGUGCACGUCGCUCAAGGUGCUGCAGCACCUGGUGCUGUCGGCCGACAUGGUGGGCGAGGCGCUGGUGCCCUACUACCGCCAGAUUUUGCCCAUCCUCAACAUCUUCAAGAACAAGAACCGGAACUCUGGCGACGAGAUCGACUACAGUCAGCAGAAGCGCGAGAACGUGGGCGAGCUGAUCGAGGAGACGCUGGAGACGCUGGAGCGGCACGGCGGCGAGGAUGCCUUCAUCAACAUCAAGUACAUGGUGCCCACCUACGAGUCCUGCCUGCUCAACUAGUCGGGACCCCCCCCCCCACUCAACCAGCUGGGCCCCCCACUCAACUACCCGGGCCCCCACUCAACUACCCGGGCCCCCACUCAGCUUGCCCAGCCUCCCGCGACUGGCCCAAACCCCCUCUCCCGCCGCUCUACUUCGAUGGUUUAAAUAAAGUUUUUCAAUCAGCA
Petromyzon marinus (sea lamprey) is the source of this 1033-nucleotide messenger RNA. The record is from RefSeq and is a predicted model, not a curated record. NCBI's taxonomy places the organism in Eukaryota, Metazoa, Chordata, Hyperoartia, Petromyzontiformes, Petromyzontidae.